UGUUGUUGUUGUCGUGGCGGAAUUAUUGCUGCUCUGUGUGUAUAUAAUAACAAAACGAAGUGCUUAUUCAAAAUUACUUUCGAACAUAUGUUGAGGCAUUGCCAAAAUUAGCAGCACAACUAGUUUCGGCAGUGCUUGUGCUCGUCUGCGCGCGUGUGUGUGUGUGUGCGUGUGUGUAAGCUUCUCAUAGUGACGUCAGUCUUCCUUUAGCACAAAUCCUUUGCCAGUUUUCGCCUUUGGCGCCAGCAUGGUGCGUUGGAGUGCACGGUCGCGUCGGGCCCGCCAGGACCAGGUGGAGCUGCUCGCCAGCAAUAAUAAAAUUGGCGACGAUGACAACCCCGAUAACGCUGCCUAUCGCAAUUCCGGGGAUCUCUCGGACACGGAUGAAAUCUUUCUUAAGGGCCUUUUGCUCAGCAAUCCAUCAACGCCCCAUAAGGAACUUAUGCUGAAUCCAACCGAGCCGCAGCCAGUGCCCGCCUUUCUGCCCGCGCAUCUGAACAACAAGCCGAUCUGUGACGAUAUCAUACGUAAAUUCUCGCCCUCGCGACGUUUGGAAUCGCGCGAGCUAGCCAAGCUCCUGGCUCAACCUCACUUUCGUGCUCUGCUGCGUGCUCACGAUGAGAUAGGAUAUUUGUACGAGCAACGUUUGAAAAGUGCCGGUGGAUCCAUAACAAAACUCGAGGCGACAAGUCAACGCCAGUCGGGCGGCUAUCUCUAUACGGAAGACAUACUGAACAGCAAGAUGCCAGUGGAGACCAUCAAGAUGGUUGGACUGCGUCGGGAUCCCAAGCAGCCGCUGGGCCUGACCGUCGAGCUGGACGAGUUCAAGCAGCUGGUGGUGGCGCGCAUCCUUGCCGGCGGAGUCAUCGAUAAGCAGGGCAUGCUCCAUGUGGGCGAUGUUAUACUCGAGGUGAACGGCACACCGGUGCGCACGCCCGACGACCUCCAGGUGGAGGUGUCCCGGGCCAAGGAGAAUCUCACGCUCAAGAUCGGACCCAAUGUCGAUGAGGAGAUCAAAAGUGGUCGCUAUACGGUCAGUGGGGGUCAGGUAAAACAGAAUGGCAUCACAAAUCUUGAAUCGGGCAAGAAGCUAACGUGCUAUAUGCGCGCCCUGUUCACAUAUAAUCCGUCGGAGGAUUCGCUGCUGCCCUGCCGGGACAUUGGUUUGCCCUUCAAAUCGGGCGACAUAUUGCAGAUUAUCAAUGUGAAAGAUCCCAAUUGGUGGCAGGCAAAGAACAUAACCGCCGAGUCGGAUAAAAUUGGUCUGGUGCCAUCGCAGGAGCUCGAGGAGCGGCGCAAGGCGUUUGUGGCGCCCGAGGCGGAUUAUGUGCACAAGAUUGGCAUCUGUGGCACGCGGAUAUCGAAGCGCAAGCGGAAGACCAUGUAUCGUUCGGUGGCGAAUUGUGAGUUCGACAAGGCCGAGCUGCUGCUCUAUGAGGAGGUCACUCGCAUGCCGCCGUUUCGCAGGAAAACUCUGGUACUGAUUGGCGUCUCCGGCGUGGGCAGACGCACGCUCAAGAAUCGGCUGAUCAACAGCGAUGUGGACAAAUUUGGCGCCGUGAUUCCACAUACGAGUCGCCCGAAGCGCGCCUUGGAGGAGAACGGCGUUAGCUAUUGGUUCAUGGAUCGCGAGGAAAUGGAGGAGGCAGUCAAGCAAAACGAGUUUCUCGAAUAUGGCGAACACAAUGGCAAUCUCUAUGGCACCCAUUUGCAGUCGAUCAAGGAUGUGAUCAAUAGCGGUCGCAUGUGCAUAUUGGACUGUGCGCCGAACGCCUUGAAGAUACUGCACAAUAGCCAGGAACUGAUGCCAUUUGUUAUAUUCAUUGCGGCGCCGGGCAUGGAACAGCUGAAAACUAUCUAUGCCGAUCGCCGUGCGACCGGCUCCAAUAGAAAUCUAUCUUUCGAUCGUCAGAGCUCCAUACGCUUCAGCUCCAGGCGCGCACGCACUCUCGAGUCGCUGGCAUCGCUCUAUGAGGACGACGAUCUCAUUUCGACGGUGGAGGAGAGCAGCUUUGUUCAACGCAAAUAUGAGAAAUACUUCGAUAUGGUCAUUGUCAACGAAGAUUUUGACGAGACGUUCCGUCAGGUGGUCGAGACCCUGGACCAGAUGAGUCACGAGGAGCAGUGGGUGCCCGUCAAUUGGAUCUACUAGAGCGUGCAGUGCAAACGAAAGCUUCUAUAUAUAUAGUAUCUAUUGUAUUCCAACAAACGAAAUAUCUUCUACAUAUGCAAUAUUGUAUAAUUUAAAAAAAAAAAGGCCCUCCGCUUGAUUUAAUUUGGUUUCCUUAAGCUUAAGUCUAAUGUUAUUGUAUGAAACGAAUUCGUCCAUUUGCAAGCUGUUUUUCAUUUGCAUGCUACUUAUUUUAAUUUUUAUAUAUUUUUUAAAAACGGUUUUCCAUGCAUUUCAUAAAGGCAACUUUUUGCUUUCUAGCAAUUUUACGUAUAUUAUUGAAUGAAUCUCUCGAGUACAACCGAUUCUUUUACAUAUAAUUUUAGUAACCAAACUCUGCCAAUAUUUUCAUGAUAGUUUUUAGUUGAAAUACGUUUUGUUUGAGUAAAAUGUCGAAGUUUGUGCGAUAAUUAGCAAAAUGUUGAUGACAAAUAAAUGUGUGCAUUUGGCUCAAA
Molecule: messenger RNA, 2625 nt
Organism: Drosophila novamexicana
Lineage: Eukaryota; Metazoa; Arthropoda; Insecta; Diptera; Drosophilidae
Gene: vari
Product: MAGUK p55 subfamily member 6
Exons: 10
Coding region: 248-2152 (634 amino acids)
Cellular component (GO): plasma membrane; cell-cell junction
Molecular function (GO): protein binding
Source: RefSeq, a predicted model, not a curated record